CAAUUUGAUUGAUGACAACACAAUGUCUUUCGUUACCUCAUCUACCACCUUGACCUGGUAUAAAGCAUGGGGUGAUGAGGUGUCCAAGAAUAUUUCAUCGCGGCUGGUAUGGGUAUAUGAAGCGCUGUCUAGUUCCGAUCCAUAUACGAUUUCUCCACGUUUUAUGAAGUCACCCUUUGGCGUCAACUUGUGAUACACGAUCAACUUCGAUUUGGCAUUGGAAGGCUGAUAACAGACGUUCAGUCAAGAUGGUAAUGUGCAAAGUGGAAUGAUGGUGAUGUUUACCUUCUGGUCUUGUGCGUGUACAAAGCAAGCAGUGCACAAAAGAAGGGCAAUGAAUAAGGCCAGAUGCUUCAUGUUAUAUGGUUGCGAACAAAAGGCAGCCGGCUUGGUUGCAGGGACGUCACAUUUGGCUUCAGCAUCAAAAAUGUCGGUCUUCGCGAAAAUUGCUGUUGAAAUUUUAUUUUUGAUCGCGCUGAAGCCAGGACGCGCCGAAAGAUCCACAACCAUGUCGUCCUCCAAGAAUGCAAGUCCUGCCAAGAAGCAGACGACGUUAAAUUUCGGUGGAGCCAAGGUUCAGCCAAAGCAAACCAGCAUGAGCGCUUUCCUCAGUGGCAACAAGGAACACAAAACCGAGGAGAAGCCAGUCGAGAAAGGAGAAGAUAUGGAGGUUGACCAAGACAUUAGCAAUGAGAAUGUUGCCAGUAGCUCGGCUAAACGUAAACGGCGCAGUAAGAUUGCUGAAUCUUCAGACGAAGACGAUGAGACAACAGGGCUUUCACAUGAUUUGGAAAAUAACACAAUUGACAGUCAAUCGAGCCAAGUCCAGGCUGCCUCAGCAACCAAGAAGGUCAAAGUGGAGGAGGGUGUAGAAGAGAACACCGAAGAUGCAUCAGUGAAAAGCGACGAUGAUGAAGAGAUUGAGCAAGCAAAGAAGGAAGAAGAAGAGGCAGACAGAGAGAUGAAGGAAGAUAAGGCUGUAGCAAAGAAAUUAGCGGCUGUAUUCACUACAUCUGCAAAAGCAGAUCCAGACACAACUUGGAAAAAGGGAGAGCCUAUCCCCUAUUCUGCGCUUUGCAAAACAUUUGAGCUAUGCGAAAAUACCACCAAGCGAACAGAAAUUACAACAUAUAUGGUUAAACUAUUUAAACAAGUCAUAGAACUUACUCCGGAUGGACUUUUAGAACUCCUUUAUCUCUGUAUCAACAAGCUUUGCCCAGAUUAUGAAGGGUUAGAAUUAGGAAUAGGAGAAACACUUCUGAUGAAAGCGGUGGCCAAUUCGACUGGAAGAAGUAUGGAUAAGAUCAAGUUGGAUUAUCGCGAAACUGGUGAUCUUGGCUUGGUGGCAAAGAACAGUCGUGGUGCUCAGCGUACACUUUUUGCGGCCAAGAAGUUGACGGUUCCAUUUGUUUUCAAAACUCUUCGAUCGAUUGCCAAAAUUAGUGGUCAAUCCUCACAAGCACAAAAGAUUGCCAAUAUCUCAAAAUUGCUGGUCGCCUGCCAGGAUAGCGAAGCAAAAUACUUAAUAAGACAAUUGGAAGGAAAACUACGCAUUGGUCUAGCUGAGCAGACGAUUUUAAGUGCUCUAGCACAGGCUGUAGUGUUGACGAAUAAGAAAUCAUCUAAACUUUCAGAAAGUCAAAGAGAGCAAGCAUUCACUGGUGCCGUUGAAACAGUUAAAGCUGUGUAUAACCAAUUACCCUGUUACGAUAUGAUAAUACCUGCUCUGUUGAAAUACCCAAUGGAAGAGCUGCAGGAACAUUGCAAAAUGACACCUGGCAUUCCACUUAAGCCAAUGUUGGCCCAUCCCACCAAGAGCUUGACCGACAUUCUUGAUAGAUUUGAAAACCGAAAGUUCACUUGUGAGUUCAAAUAUGAUGGAGAACGAGCACAGAUCCACAAGCUGGAUAAUGGCAGUACCACUGUCUACAGUCGCAAUUCUGAGAACAUGUCUGGCCGAUACCCAGAUGUGAUGGAGAAGAUAGCAAAGUGGGUUGCGCCCGGAACGAAAUCGUUCAUUCUUGACUGUGAGGCCGUAGCUUGGGAUCGUGAGAAGAAAUGUAUUUUGCCUUUCCAAGUCCUAAGUACGCGAAAGCGAAAGGAUGUCAAGGAAGAAGAUAUCAAGGUCCAAGUUUGCAUUUUCGCAUUUGACUGUUUAUAUUUGAACGGCGAGCCUCUUCUGCGUAAACCUUUGUCAGAGCGUCGUGAGAAACUGCGAGAAGCGUUCAUUGAGACAGAAGGAGAGUUUGCUUACGCUCGACACAUGGACUCCAAUGUCAUUGAUGACAUUCAAACGUUUUUGGAUACAUCUAUUCAAGGCAAUUGUGAAGGAUUGAUGGUGAAAACCUUUGAUGGCGAGGAAGCGUCGUACGAGCCAUCUCGUCGAUCACGGAACUGGCUCAAAGUCAAGAAAGACUACUUGAUGGGCAUUGGUGACUCGCUUGAUCUCGUUGUCAUUGGCGCCUUCCAUGGUAGAGGAAAGCGUACUGGUGUCUACGGAGCAUUUUUACUAGCGUGCUACGAUUCUGACAAGGAGGAGUUUCAGUCUAUCUGCAAAAUCGGUACAGGAUUCUCUGAAGAAGCGCUCCAGAACCACUUCGAUUUCCUGAAAGAGCAUGUCAUAGCUCGACCACGACGCGAUUAUCUUCUAGGCAACAAUGCUGAGAAACCUGACGUGUGGUUUGCUCCUGUACAAGUAUGGGAAGUUUUGGCGGCUGAUCUGAGUAUCAGUCCGUCAUACAUGGCAGCUGUUGGAGAGAUUGAUAAAGCCAAAGGCAUAUCCCUACGUUUCCCUCGUUUCAUCCGCAUUCGCGACGACAAGAAGCCAGAGUCAGCAACUAGCAGUGAACAGGUAGCCGAAUUCUAUAGACGCCAAUCUGGAAGUACUUCAGGAUCAGGUCUGGCGGACGUAGGCGGUCAAGGAAUUGACGACGAUUUUGAGUAUUAAAAAUUUGAGAUAAACUUUAGUUCGUUAGAAAAACCGACAAACAUGGUGUAUAAUUUGUAAUAUUUCGAAGGAAAGAAGAAAAUAACGAACUGGCAGUGAACAUAUAAAAAAUCGAAGAGAAAAACAGCAUUAUUACAAUGGUA
Molecule: messenger RNA, 3090 nt
Organism: Umbelopsis ramanniana AG
Lineage: Eukaryota; Fungi; Mucoromycota; Umbelopsidomycetes; Umbelopsidales; Umbelopsidaceae
Exons: 16
Coding region: 269-2947 (892 amino acids)
Biological process (GO): Okazaki fragment processing involved in mitotic DNA replication; lagging strand elongation; DNA recombination
Cellular component (GO): mitochondrion; nucleus
Molecular function (GO): DNA ligase (ATP) activity; ATP binding; DNA binding
Source: RefSeq, a predicted model, not a curated record